Messenger RNA from Fusarium redolens, 2197 nucleotides. RefSeq names its product major facilitator superfamily domain-containing protein. Gene Ontology annotation, molecular function: transmembrane transporter activity. Gene Ontology annotation, biological process: transmembrane transport. Bases 442 to 1965 code for a protein of 507 amino acids. Lineage: Eukaryota; Fungi; Ascomycota; Sordariomycetes; Hypocreales; Nectriaceae. Gene Ontology annotation, cellular component: membrane. The record is from RefSeq and is a predicted model, not a curated record. The transcript has 3 exons.
CUUAGCCGACAAAUAUCUCUCUCCAUUCCCCCGUGGGGGAGAGAGUCACCGGGAAGGCCUUGGCAAAACAACUCCCGCGGGAACAAACGACAUCCUCGCUAGAGAGUGUGUUUCCCCCGCAAAGCAGAUUCGAGACCGCAUGUUACUGGGGUUCUCCGCGUCUUGCCAAGACUAAGUUAAGGUUAUGCGUAACCUUAAUGGGGAUAACGCUAGGGGGGGCGAUGAAUUUUCAGUUCCGCACUGCGGCUGACUCGCCAGUACCCAGAUUCUCAGAGUAGCAAACAACAUGACGAGAAUCCUGCCAAGCUGUGUAUAAAAGUCUUGGUAGAUCCUACCCCAGAUUUCCCUUCUUGCCCAGACUCAUCCUCAUCCAUCCAUCUCCAGCCCAGUUCCACACAGCUACCCACCAGCCAAGUGUCUUGGAAACAAGAAUCGCCCAGCAUGACUGUUUCGCAGAAUAACGAGACCGCCUCUCACAAUGAGGACCGCUUCGAUGAGAAGGCAGAGGUCGCGGCUGUCGAGAAUGCCAUUUCCUCUCCUGUCGGACAUAUUCCUCCCAUUGAGAUUCAAGCUCGUUUCCCUCUCCUGCGCGAUCUCUCUCAGACGCAGAUGGAUGCGCUGAACAAGAAAGUUCGGAGCAAGGUUGAUUGGCAUAUGAUGCCUUGUGUCACACUCAUGUUUUUGAUGAACUACCUCGAUCGCAUCAACGUCUCCAACGCUCGACUCGCUGGUCUGCAGGAAGAUCUUGGCAUGACUGAUACCGUUUGGAACGCUGGUAUUUCGACUUUCUACGUCGGUUACCUCAUUGGUCAAUUGCCCGGUAAUCUCCUCAUGGCCAAGACGAACCCCAAGUUCUUCCUGCCUACCAUCAUGCUCAUGUGGAGUGCGGGUACAAUCUGCAUGCCUGCUAUGACCAAUGGUGUUGGAUUCUGUGUCGUUCGCUUUUUCAUUGGUUUGAUGGAAGCUCCGUUCUUUCCUGGUCUGACUCUCAUGACUUCAUCUUGGUACACUAAAGAAGAAUCACCCUUCCGCAUGGCUAUCUGGCACGCUGGUAACACCAUAUCCAACAUCAUCUCUGGUUUCUUGGCUGCUGGUAUUCUCGAGCAUAUGGACGGUAUUGCUGGUAUGCACGCUUGGCAAUGGUUCUUCCUCAUUGAGGGUAUUGUGUCCAUUAUCGUUGCCGUCAUCUCGUUCUUCGUUCUCCCCUCUUGGCCCAACGACACCAAGUUCCUUGAUGAGCAGGAGCGUGAGAUGGCUCAGUACCGAAUUCUCGUUUCCAACGGUGGUAUUGAUGAGAAGGUUGGUGGAACUUGGGAUGGUGUUCGUGAUGCCGUCAAGGAUCCCUUCACCUGGUACUUCUGCCUCAUGCACUUUGCCCUCGUCACUGCUCAGAGCUUCAAGGAUUUCCUGCCUUCUAUCAUGAACACCUUUGGCUUCAACAAGAUGACCACCUACCUCAUCCAGGCCCCUCCCUACGCCCUCGCUUACAUCUCCGCCUGUAUCAUCGCCUGGUCCUGCGGUCACUUCAUGGAAUCAACAUACCACGUCGUCAUCCCCAUCAUCCUCUCUGCAGCUGGUUGCGGUAUUCUCAUCGGCACCAUCAACGUCGCUGCCCGAUACGUCGGUAUCAUCCUCCUCGUCUGUGGUACCUACAACGGUCUCAACUUGCAACUCUCGUGGGAAACAACCGUCGUUCCCGCUCCUCGUGCUAAGAAGGCCGCUCUUAUCGCCAUCGCCAACUGUAUCAGCCAGGUCAGCCAUUGGUUCAGCCCUUACUUCUACCCUCGAAGCCAGGAGCCUUUCUACCGCAUGGCUGGUGGUCUUCUUCUUCUCGGCUGUGCCUUGACUGUUCUCUCUGCUUUCCUUGUUCGAUGGAGGGCUCAGAAGCUUAACAAGAAGCUUGAUGAACAGGAGGGAUGGACUCCUAACUCUGGUGUUGAGCGUGGCUGGCGAUAUAAGUACUAAGUGUAUCUGAAGACUUUGGCUAUUAUGGACUGGAGUGAUGGGCUGGUAUCUGGACUGAGAAGCGUUUUGGGUAGCUUGAGUUGUCGUUUAUCCUUAUGAUUCAUCGUUACGAGUAAUGAAUAUGUUAGCGCUUCAUCUUCUACAGUGGCAUGCCAUUUGUGACUUGUUCCGUGCAGCAUGGUAUUUGGUCAUCAAUCGCAAUGAGUUCGCCGGUAUCGGCAAGGUAAAUCUG